Messenger RNA from Kwoniella shivajii, 2877 nucleotides. RefSeq lists its product as uncharacterized. Gene Ontology annotation, cellular component: cytosol. Gene Ontology annotation, biological process: tetrahydrofolate interconversion. The transcript has 3 exons. Gene Ontology annotation, molecular function: ATP binding; methenyltetrahydrofolate cyclohydrolase activity; methylenetetrahydrofolate dehydrogenase (NADP+) activity. Lineage: Eukaryota; Fungi; Basidiomycota; Tremellomycetes; Tremellales; Cryptococcaceae. Bases 1 to 2877 code for a protein of 958 amino acids. The record is from RefSeq and is a predicted model, not a curated record.
AUGUCAGACGUAGAAAUGGGCGAAGCUGGAAAAGCUAAAAUCAUCGAUGGCACCGCCAUUGCCAAAGAGAUACGACAAUCCAUCUCUCAAUCCAUCUCAUCCCUCCAAUCGACCAACCCCACCUUCCAUGCUCCUCACCUCGUCAUCUUCCAACUCGGUUCGAGCCCCGCUUCAUCCACUUAUAUCCGAAUGAAACUCAAGGCAGCCGAAGAAAGUGGUAUGACUGUUGAACACAUCCAAAUUCAAUCCGAUUCAGAAUCAGGUGCUACCGCCGGUACCGGUACCAAGAAAUUGUUAGAAGCUGUUGAAAAAGCCAAUCAAGAUGAGAAAGUCUCUGGUAUUCUCGUACAGCUCCCCCUCGAAGGUGCUGGUAAGACCGAGGAGAAGGCAGUUGUCGACUCGGUCAGUGUAAAGAAAGAUGUUGAUGGAUUUCACCCUGAAAACAUCGGUCUUCUCUCAUCAAGAAUCGGAGAACCUUACUUCACACCCUGUACCCCUGCUGGAGCGAUCAAACUCAUUGAAUCAACCGGUUUCGAUUUGAAAGGAUCAAACGUCGUCGUUCUUGGAAGAUCAGAUAUCGUCGGUACUCCAGUCUGUGCUUUACUUAGAAAGAAGGAUGCUACAGUCACUCAAUGUCAUUCUCGAACUAAAAACCUCGAACAAAUCGUUUCUACCGCAGAUGUAGUCGUAGCUGCCAUCGGUCAAGCUGAAUUCGUCAAAGGUGAUUGGCUCAAACCUGGUGCUAUCGUCAUUGACGUUGGUACAAACUACAUUCCCGAUUCUACCAAGAAAUCAGGUCAACGAUUGGUCGGUGAUGUUCACUUUGAAUCCGCCUCCAAAGUCGCUUCUUACAUCACCCCUGUUCCCGGAGGUGUUGGUCCAAUGACCGUCGCUAUGCUCAUGAACAAUACUUUCCAAGCUGCCAAACGAGCUUUCGAAUCUCAACGAGCAAAGAAACUCACUCCUCUCCCCCUUGAACUCAAAGAGAAAGUCCCUUCAGAUAUCGAAAUUGCCGUCGCUCAAACUCCCAAACCCGUCGCUCUUAUCGCUGAAGAGAUCGGUGUCCACGCCGAUGAAGUCGAAUCUUACGGUCGAUACAAAGCCAAGAUCGAGCUUAGUGUACUUAACAGACUCAAGGAUCGACUUGAUGGUAAAUACAUUGUCGUUGCUGGUAUUACCCCUACACCCCUCGGUGAAGGUAAAUCAACCACCACUAUCGGUCUCGCUCAAGCUCUCGGUGCCCAUCUUCAAAAGACCGCCAUUGCUUGUGUCCGACAACCUUCUCAAGGUCCUACCUUCGGUGUCAAAGGUGGUGCUGCCGGUGGUGGUUAUUCCCAAGUUAUCCCUAUGACAGAGUUCAAUCUUCAUUUAACCGGUGACAUCCACGCCGUCACAGCUGCCAACAACUUGCUCGCCGCUGCUAUCGACGCUAGAAUGUUCCACGAAGCUACACAAACUGACAAGGGUCUCUUCAACCGACUUUGUCCCCCCAAGAAAGGUGUUAGAACAUUCUCAAAACCUAUGAUUGCUCGUCUCCACAAACUCGGUAUCAACAAGACCGACCCCAGCGAACUGACCGAAGAAGAAGCUGCUAAAUUUGCUCGUCUCGAUAUUGACGUUGCUACACUCACCUGGAACCGUGUUCUCGACACCAACGAUCGAUACCUUCGACAGAUCACUGUCGGUCAAGCUCCAACUGAAAAAGGUCUCGAGCGAAAGACCGCUUUCGACAUUGCAGUCGCUUCUGAAUGUAUGGCCGUCCUCGCUUUAUCCAAAGAUUUAGCCGAUAUGCGUGCAAGGCUCGGUCGAAUGGUAGUGGCAUCCAGCAAAGCUGGUGAACCCAUUACCGCUGAAGAUAUCGGGUGUGCAGGUGCCAUGGCUGUUCUCAUGAAAGAUGCUAUCAAACCCACCAUCAUGCAAACAUUAGAAGGUACACCAGUCUUCGUUCAUGCUGGUCCCUUCGCCAACAUCGCUCAUGGUAACUCCUCUAUCAUCGCCGAUAGAAUCGCACUCAAACUCGCCGGUAUCGAAAAGGGAGAUGAUGAAUCAAGAAAUGGUUACGUUAUUACUGAAGCCGGUUUCGGUGCUGAUAUCGGUAUGGAGAAAUUCUGUAACAUCAAAACUAGAGUUUCAGGUCUUUCACCCAACGCAGUCGUUCUUGUAGCGACUAUUCGAGCUCUUAAGAUGCACGGUGGUGGUCCAGCUGUUACACCUGGUAAACCCCUUGAUGCCGUCUAUACUCAAGAGAACUUGGAGUUAUUGGAGAAAGGUUGUGCAAACUUGGGCAAACAUAUUGAGAAUGCCAAGAAAUUCGGUUUGAAAGUGGUUGUUGCCAUCAAUCAAUUCACCAACGACACCGAAGCUGAGAUGGCUUUAGUACAAAAAUUCGCUCUUGGUGCAGGAGCAGAUUACGCUGUACCUGCUAACCAUUGGGCAAAGGGUGGUGAAGGAGCCGUGGAACUCGCUAAAGCAGUUAUUGAUGCUUGCUCUGAACCAUCAACGUUUAAAUUCCUCUAUGACCUUAACCAACCCCUCAAAGAUAAAAUUGAAAUUAUCGCUAAAGAAAUGUAUGGUGCAGACGGUAUUCAACUUUCCCCAGAAGCUGAAGAAGAGAUCCAACGAUACGAAAGACAAGGUUAUGGUGGAUUACCUAUCUGUAUGGCUAAGACCGCCCUCUCGUUAUCUGAUGAUCCAAGCAAAAAAGGUGUACCAACAGGUUUCACCUUGCCAAUUAGAAAUGUCAAAUUAAGUGCAGGUGCUUCAUUCGUGUAUCCGUUAGUCGGUGAUAUGUCAACCAUGCCAGGAUUGACCACGAGACCCGGUUUCUACGACAUCGACCUCAAUCCCGAUACUGGUGAUAUCGAAGGUUUAUUCUAG